Molecule: messenger RNA, 1017 nt
Organism: Epithele typhae
Lineage: Eukaryota; Fungi; Basidiomycota; Agaricomycetes; Polyporales; Epitheliaceae
Exons: 5
Coding region: 1-1017 (338 amino acids)
Source: RefSeq, a predicted model, not a curated record
AUGGGCCUCACUUUUACUGUACAGAUUCGCAUUCUCGCGACCGCGCUGCCCGCGAUCGCGAUCAUCCUUACUUCCCUGCGCUUGUACUAUCGCGCGUCCCGCCGCCAUCUGGGAUGGGACGACGCAUGGGCCGCGUCCGCAAUCUUCUGUGCCUUCUUCCUCACCGCAGGCGCGUGGACGCGAAGCGACAUCCCGGGUGUUGGACCAUUCAAUCACUCGGUGCGCGUACGCAUCCUGGGCUAUUACAUGCUCCAAGUCGCUUUCACAUGUGUCCUGUGGGUCUCGCGCCUCUCCAUUCUCUUCUCCAUCAUCCGCCUCAUCCCUACCAUGAUGCGCCUCCGCAUUGUGGCCAACAUAUGCGCUUUCGCCUUCGGUUUCAUGUGGAUCGGACUCGUCAUUCUCAAGCUCGUCGUCUGUGAGACCAACACCGAAUGGAAGUCGCGCAAGGGCGUCCAGUGCGUCCUCGGCGAGGCCGUCGCGUCCGUCGAGAUCGCGACGGACUUCCUCGCGGACCUCGCGCUCGUCUUGCUCCCCCUCCGUCUGCUCUGGCGCAUCUCCCUCCCCCCCGGCCGCCGCGCGCUCCUCAUCGGCAUCUUCUCCGCGAGCAUCCUCACCACCAUCGCCUCCAUCGUGCACUGCGUAUACGUCUUCAGCCCCAACCGCAACGCCGAGGGCAUCUGGGCGCACGUCCUGGCCUCAACGUGCAUGAUGGUGGCCAACCUCGCGGUGCUCGUCACCUGGCUCCUCCGCUCCCUCGGCUACUCCGGCGGCAGCGAGCCCACCACGGGCAUGCGCACCCCCGGCGUCUCCGACGGGUCCGCCGCGAAGGGCACCGGCGGGAGCAACCUCACCACGCUCCGCUUCCACUCCUCGAACCCGAUCGUGCUCACCACGCUCGACCAGGGCUCGACCACGCGCUGGGACAACUCGACGGACGUCGACCAGAAGACCACGCCGUCGUUCACCGACACCGCGGCGGGCGAGACGGGCAAGUCCGGCGCCGCGUACGCGGUCUGA